GCUUUCGGCUUUUUUUCUGCUGACUGCUAAGAUUUCCUAUAGAGAGCUGCAACAAUGCCCAAAAGAAAGGCUGCAGGUCAAGGUGAUAUGAAGCAAGAGCCAAAGAGAAGAUCAGCCAGACUGUCUGCUUUGCCUGUGCCCAUUAUACCAGAGUUGAAGUCCAAAAGAACAUCAACUCCAAGGAAAAUGAAGACCAAAAAUGAUAUGAUGGGAAAAAACACAGAUGCAAUUGCCAAAACCAUAGCUGAAACAAAGAAAGAAGUUGUUAAAGAAUACAACAAUGAAGCUGCUGAAAAUGGAGGAGCAAAAAUUAUAGAGGCACCAGUUCCUGAAAGAGAAAUAGAGGAAAUAAAAGAAGAAAAAAUUGAAGAUAUCAAAGAAGAAGGAGAAGAAAAGAAAGAGGUAGUGGCAAAAGAUGGAAAAGAAGAUGAAAAAGGAGAUGGAGAUCAAAAUAAGGAAGAAGUGAAAGGAAAAGAUAUAGAGGAGGACAAAGAUGGAAAAGGGAAAGAAGAUGAAAAAAAA
This is a messenger RNA of Odocoileus virginianus texanus, 522 nucleotides long. The record is from RefSeq and is a predicted model, not a curated record. Lineage: Eukaryota; Metazoa; Chordata; Mammalia; Artiodactyla; Cervidae.